CCCACCACUCCAGUUUAAAGCCGCCGCUUGACGAUGCCGCCGACAGAGACGAUCCGGUAAUCGAUCCGGACGACAAUGGCGGCGCCCACGUUAGCCAGCGGCGUUCGUGUUCCCGUCUGGGACAAGACCGCUCGCGUCUUCCUCUGCCUCCUCGGCGUCUUCUUUUCCCUGCUCGCCCUGCGCAUCCCUCACGAUGCCGCCGAGGAAGAGGGCGGCGGGAGGGCAGCGGCGGCGCGCUGUGCGUCCGUGGCGGAGUGCGGGGCGGAGACUAGGUGGAGGAGAGGCUGUGGCCUGGUGGAGCUGCUCUUGGGAGAGCGGCAAAUCCUCACUCUGCCAAACAGCAUCCUAGGCCUGCUGUUCUACCUGAUGCAGUUACUACUGGGUCUGACGAGCAGUGCGACGGCGGCUGUUCUCCUCUUCGCGACGUCCAUCGGCUCGGCGCUGGGCUCCGCCUACCUGGCGACGUCGCUGCUCCUCGCGGGUCUCCUGCGGGCCGUCUGCGGCGCCGUCUACGCCGUCAACCUCCUGCUGCUGGGCCUCAACUACAAGCGCCUCGUCUUCCUCAACGCCGCCUGGACCACGCAGCAGCAGCAGCAGCAGCGGCGGGAGGGGGAGGAGGAGGAGGAGGAGGGGGAGGAGCCGCGGCGGGCGGAGGGGGAGGAGCAACGGCAGCGGCAUUGCAAGAGUCUCUAGCGCGCGGGAGGGGACUCUGGCGCGUGGGAGGAGUGGGGGGGA
Molecule: messenger RNA, 735 nt
Organism: Petromyzon marinus (sea lamprey)
Lineage: Eukaryota; Metazoa; Chordata; Hyperoartia; Petromyzontiformes; Petromyzontidae
Source: RefSeq, a predicted model, not a curated record